This is a messenger RNA of Athalia rosae (coleseed sawfly), 1192 nucleotides long. It is a transcript of the gene mdlc, whose product is annotated as E3 ubiquitin-protein ligase RNF113A. Gene Ontology annotation, cellular component: U2-type spliceosomal complex. The transcript is spliced from 6 exons. The record is from RefSeq and is a predicted model, not a curated record. Bases 101 to 1117 code for a protein of 338 amino acids. Gene Ontology annotation, molecular function: metal ion binding. Gene Ontology annotation, biological process: snoRNA splicing. NCBI's taxonomy places the organism in Eukaryota, Metazoa, Arthropoda, Insecta, Hymenoptera, Athaliidae.
ACACUGAUUGAAUUUUCUACAACCGUUUAAUACACUGCACUAGAAUUGUUUACAAACGAACAGCCGAUUCCUUGGUUAAAAAUUGACAACGAAAACCAAAAUGUCAAUCAAGGAUCACGUGAUGUACACAAAUAAAAAUAUGGCCAACGCCGAAAAUCCGGAGAAGCCGAAUUGUACGUUUAUAUUUAAGAAAAGAAAGAUCCGUAACAACGCGGCUAGAAAACGCAAGGAAAAUGAAGAAGACAACCACAGCAGUGAGGACGAGACUAUGGUAUUCAAAAAGGAAAAAAAAAGCGAUUUGCAAAACCCCAUGAGGCAAACUACAAGCUCCAAAAAGCAGCGAUUAGUAGUAGGGGACGACAAUAAUGAUUCCGAAGAAGACAGUGUUACUGUUUCUUACAAGAGUAAAAGAGAGGUAAUGCCUGCAGGGCCUAGCGAUCAGGGAGCUACUGCAAUUCUUGAAACCGAAACAGAAGUUGACCGAGAUGCCCAGGCCCUCUUUGAAAAAGCCCAAAGAAUUAAUGAGGAACUUGAAGGUAAAGAAGAUGACAAAGUAUAUCGAGGGAUGAAUAACUAUGCACAGUACUACAAGAAAAAGGAUACCGCUGCUGGAAACGCAUCCAGUGGUAUGGUUCGGAAGGGACCUAUCAGAGCUCCAGCUAAUCUCCGAGCAACUGUGAGAUGGGAUUAUCAGCCAGAUAUUUGUAAAGACUACAAAGAAACUGGAUUUUGUGGCUUUGGAGACAGCUGUAAGUUUCUACAUGACCGAUCCGAUUAUAAGCUCGGAUGGCAGUUGGAGCGGGAAUCAGCUAGUGGAGAAUACGACAACAGCGGAGAUGAAGAUGACAAGAAAUAUGAGAUAGAUAGCGACGGAGAUGACCUACCAUUCAAAUGUUUUAUUUGUAGAGACAGAUUCGUCGAUCCUGUUGUCACAAAAUGUAAACAUUACUUUUGUGAAAAAUGCGCUCUUGAGCAAUACAAGAAGAGUACAAGAUGCUUCAUCUGUAACGUUCAAACAAACGGUAUGUUUAACCCAGCGAAAGAAAUAAUAGCUAGAGCAAAAAUGGAAGACCUUGAGGCAGCGGAGAAGAUAGCAGAAGAUAGCGAGUCCGACUAACGCAGUGUAAUAUUUUAAUUCUGGGUAAUUAAUUAAUUAUACAUCUUGAACAAAUAAAAGGAUCUUUUGUCAAAA